Messenger RNA from Metschnikowia bicuspidata var. bicuspidata NRRL YB-4993, 2124 nucleotides. RefSeq lists its product as uncharacterized. The record is from RefSeq and is a predicted model, not a curated record. Lineage: Eukaryota; Fungi; Ascomycota; Pichiomycetes; Serinales; Metschnikowiaceae. The transcript has 2 exons. Gene Ontology annotation, biological process: nucleoside diphosphate catabolic process. Gene Ontology annotation, cellular component: membrane. Gene Ontology annotation, molecular function: nucleoside diphosphate phosphatase activity. Bases 1 to 2124 code for a protein of 707 amino acids.
AUGUCACCGAAACUGAAACGCAAGUCCAAGGCCCAUCGGAAAAUCAGCCCUGGCCCAAUACUUUCUCCGGAAGGUAUUCCUUAUGACUAUAUCGUCGUGAUUGACGCCGGAUCACAUGGAUCACGUGUACACGUGUAUAAUUGGCUAAAUCCCCACCAUGCUCUAAAUGCUGGAACGAAUAUCGGUGGUGCAGCCAGAGUGAAUUUAGUCCGAAGACUCUUUGCAGAUGAGGGUGAGCGGAGCAGGCUCCUAACAGAUGAAGACUCUGACUCCGAAUCAGACACAGAAAGAGAAAACGACAAUAAGCGUAAGACUGUUCGCUUUCCCUUUGUGCACAAAGGCAAGAAAUGGCACCGGUCCAUCAAACCGGGGCUUUCAUCAUUCAACCAGAGUCCCCAGAAGGUGGGCAAACAUCACCUCAAUUAUUUGCUCAAUCUUGCCGGGUCGGUGGUACCCAAAUCCGAGCAUUAUCGAACGCCCAUUUUUGUUCAUGCCACAGCGGGGAUGCGCCUACUUCCACCCAACGAGCAGGAGCCAAUCCUAGAGAAUGUAUGUCAGUACUUGAUCCAGAGCUCGGACUUUUUCAUGCCAGACUGCAAAUCUCACGUGAAUAUUGUAGAUGGAAACAUAGAAGGGCUAUAUGGAUGGCUUUCUAUCAACUCAUUAGUGGGAUCUUUCGAUUGGCCCGAGGAGCACCAGCAUGGCAAAGAUCAUACCACGUAUGGUCUCUUGGACAUGGGCGGAGCAUCGACGCAAGUCGUGUUUCAACCCAACAAGACGGAAAUUGAAGAACACAACAACAAUUUGUAUAAAGUCUCUCUUUACACCCUUCCGCAGCUCCAAAACGUCACUGAGCCAGUUGACGCCAUAUCGAAUAAUCAAUAUGCUCCUCCAGAAUUGACAGAGUCAAGCGUGUACUCGGAUUCAUUUUUGGGAUUUGGAAUGUUCCAAGCGCAUCACAGGUACCUCAAACUUCUUCUUGAGGACUUCAGAAAGGAGAAUGAUUUCCCAGAAGAUGCAUAUCGGUUCCGUACCCCAAUAUCGGAUCCGUGCUUGCCUAAAGGAUAUACUUUCACUGGCCUAAUAGAUGACCACUACAUCGACUUCACGGGAAGAAGUGACUUUCAGGAGUGCAUGAAUUCCAUUUUUCCUGUUCUCGCUAAUAACACCUAUACACUGGGCAAGUCGAAAUAUAGUGGGAAUUGCCAGCAGUUAGGGGAAGAAAGCAAAGUGAGCUCCUGCUUACUAAGUGAUAUGAUACCCUCUUUUGACUUUGAUAUCAAUCACUUCAUAGGUGUGAGUGGGUAUUGGGAUAUUGUCAACAGCUUGCUUACAUCGCAAAGUCUCCUGAAUGAGGAUUCGCAGACUGAAAAGUAUGACUAUAGUGUCAUAUACAAGAAAACCCAGCAAAUUUGCUACAGCCCUUUGACUGACCUCUUGGAAAUGAAUAGUAUAAGAGAUCCCAAGGCCAAAAUCAAGGAAGAGGACUUGGCUGAGCUUUGCUUCAAAGCAUCUUGGAUUUUAAAUUUCUUACAUGUUGGAUUAGGUUUUCCUCGGUUUGGUAUCAAUGAAAUCCCCAAUAAAAAUGACAAAUUCAAAUCUUUGCAACUAAUGGACAAGUUGGGUGGGUCUUCGUUUUCGUGGACACUAGGAAGAGCGAUUCUAUACGCCAAUGAUGAGUACACACAGGCAUUCAACAAUUACUCUAAGCGCUUGGACUCCCUGGCUGUCGAAUUACCCAGGCCCGGAUACGUUUUCACGGCGGCUGAAGGGACAUUUAUCUAUGGUGCGGAAGCUGAGCACGUGUCGAAACGCCCUAUGUAUUCCGAAGCUCCAGCUGACGCCAAAUAUCCUCAGUAUGACUAUGAGACCUAUAACAAAGAACCUCAUGAGCUGAAGUGGACCGUUCAACCGCAUCGAAUCUAUGGGCUUGGUCGCCUGCUAUUACGGGAGAGGCUUGCCUCAAAGUACGGCUCUGCCAAGGCGAAAAUAGCAAGAUUGUUUGGGAGGGGCCAAAACACGUACGGAAGGCUCAACGAUACAGAACCUAUUGAAAUGACUCUGGUGCAGGCGCAAAAUCUUGGGAAUAGAGAUGUGUUUCGAAUCGAGGAAGAGAUGACAUGA